Clonostachys rhizophaga is the source of this 1539-nucleotide messenger RNA. The record is from the annotation of a GenBank genome assembly. NCBI's taxonomy places the organism in Eukaryota, Fungi, Ascomycota, Sordariomycetes, Hypocreales, Bionectriaceae.
AUGGCCUUCUCUUUGAUCCUAGUCGGCGGUCUUGCUGCUGUCUACUUGUUCUACCAUGUUACAUGCCUGUUGCUGCUUUGGCGUCGUCGGUGGCAGAUGGCAAGAAAAGCCGGAUGCAAGCCUCCUCGCAAGCUUCCCCAGAUCGAUCCAUUCCUUGGUACGGAUGUAGUCCUCCAGAACCUCGGGGCUGCUAAGAAGUAUGGCUUCCUCGACCUAUUGAAGAAGCGUCACGCGGCCAACGGUCUGACCUUUACCACCAACACCUAUUUCCGCACAACGAUCAACACAUGCGACCCAGACGUGAUCCGCAGCGUCCUGGCGCUUCAGUUCCAUGACUUUGGAAUGGGCCCUCUGCGCCGGAACAGCGCCUCGCCUCUUCUCGGGAAGGGUAUCUUUACUACUGAUGGUGACAUCUGGGCGCACCAGCGUGGACUGAUCAGGCCUGCCUUUGCAAAGCUGCAAUUCAACGAGUUUCCCUUGCUUGCCAUGCACACUGACGAAUUUCUCGGGGUGAUUAAGAGGCACAAUUAUGAACUGGAUCUUCAACAGUUGUUCUUCCGUUCUGUCCUCGACUCCAAUACUCUGUACUUGUUUGGCGAGUCCAUCGGACUCAUGCAUGACAAUGCGACAGAUGCCGCCACUACCCUUCACCAUGCCUUGGAUUAUGCCCAGCAGGGCACUAUCCUUCGCCUGCGUCUAGGCAAUCUCAUGUUCGCCCACCGUGAUAAGAAGUUCCGCGACUCAUGCAAGACUGUCCACUCCUACGCUCAGAAGUUUGUGGAUCAAGCCCUUGAAUUCCGACGGAAGAAUGCCCACCUUCCUGUGGAGAAGUGGGAACAUCCCAGGAACCCUAAUGGCAUCCAAACCUACAUCUUCCUGCAGGAGCUGGCUAAGGAGACGGACGAUCCGAUCCUGCUGAGAGACCAGGUAGUCAACAUGAUCCUGGCCGCUCGAGACACCACCGCAGGCUUACUGAGCUUCACUGUCUUCAUGCUGGCCAGAUUCCCUGAGGUUUGGAAGAAGACGAGGGCGGAUGUGCUUGAGAACUACUGCGAGCCUCUGACCUACGAUGCUCUCAAUAGCAUGACCUACCUGCGAUACGUGAUCCAAGAAAUCCUCCGUCUUUUCCCUCCCAUCUCAACCAACAGCCGAAUGGCCAACAAGGACACCGUCAUUCCUGUUGGCGGUGGUCCGGAUGGCAAGUCCCCGCUGUUUGUAGCGAAGAAUCACGUCGUCACCUACAGCACCUUCGUCAUGCAUCGCCGCAAGGAGUUCUUUGGCGAGGACGCAGAUGAGUUCCGCCCAGAGCGGUGGGAGACGCUACGAACAAGUUGGGAAUACCUGCCAUUCAAUGGAGGACCCCGGAUAUGCCCCGGCCAGAAGUUUGCCCUGGCGGAGGCCACUUACACCAUCGCCAGGAUGGCCAAGGCAUACAAGGAAAUUAUCAGCCUGGAUGAUACCGACUGGAGGGAACAGCUGACGCUGUCGCUGACCCUGAACAACGGUGUGCACUGCCGUCUGGUUCCCGAUGACCAAUGA